AGAGAGAGACUGUCAAUCCCUCCCCCGCUACAGAACGUCACUGAAAGGGAGAGGACAGCAUCUUGGCUGACCCAGCUCUUUCUCUAGAUAACUGAAUUCAGCCAACCAAACAGGAUCGACCUCUCCUUCUCUCUCAGCCCUGCAGCCACAGACACACGGUCAGCAGAGAGGGAUGUCAAAGCUGAAAGAAAGCCAGUCCUCCUCGGUGAAAAACCAGCAGAGCGCGGUCAUUCUUCACGUUUACGCACGGGGUGUUUACUUCUUUUACGCGCCGCCCGGAGACAAAUUGGUUCGAUUCUGCGCCUGCUAAGUAUUUGUUAUCUGCCAUCUAUCUGUCGGUGGUAAUAAUGAUUCCCAGUCCGGUCAUAACUUCUUCUACCACGCCUUUUUCUGUGAAGGACAUUCUGAAGUUAGAGCUGCAGCAGCAGUCUCAGCAGCACCAGCUCCAGUUCAUCUCCUGCUUCGGUCUCUCUGGCGCGCUGUCACAAACAGGAGCUUUCCCAAAUAAAUCGCUCCGCUCUCAUUCGCCGCCCUCCUGCAUGCUGGCGGGCAGAGACAGCCCGAGUCCCAUCAGCUCUUGCCUCUCGGAGAGCGACGAGAGAAUGUCGUACCUCAACACGCUGGCCGUGCAGGACCGGCUGGCGGAGUCUGGUCUACCGGUGGAAGUGUUCAGCAACCCGGGGCAGAAUCACUCUGGAGACCUCGUGCUGGAGCAGGAGGACCAAGACAGCAAGAGCUGCGGUGCGUUGCGGGAUGAGUGCGAGGACCCAGAGGUGGAGAAGCCCACCACCAAGCAGCAGAGGACCAGGAGGAAACCCCGCGUCCUCUUUUCCCAGGCUCAGGUGUUUGAGCUGGAGCGACGCUUCAAGCAGCAGCGUUAUCUAUCCGCCCCGGAGAGAGAACACCUAGCCAGCUCCCUGAAACUCACCUCCACCCAGGUCAAGAUCUGGUUCCAGAACAGGAGGUACAAAUGCAAGAGGCAGCGUCAGGACAAGACUCUGGAGAUUGCAGGCCAUCACCGUCAUCACCACCACCACCCACCGCCGCCGCCAAGGAGGGUGGCCGUGCCUGUUCUGGUCCGAGACGGGAGGCCUUGUCUGACUGGAUCCCAGAACUAUAACACUCCUUACACAGUCGGACCACCAAACCCAUACAGCUAUAACGGCUACCCAUCAUACAGCUACAACAACUCGGUGUAUACUAACACUUACUCUUGUACUUAUUCUAGUUUACCUGCUCUUCCUCCGAGCAACACCACUAACGCUUUCAUGAACAUGAAUUUGGGAAACCUUGGCGCACAGGCGCAAAGCCAGGCACCCCAAGGACCAGUGGUCACACCCUGCCAAGGAACCCUGCAGGGCAUCCGAGCAUGGUAGCGCGGUCCUUGUGCACAAUCACAGCUGGGAGAGACCGGUGGAUGAAUGGACUCAAGCAUGUAAACCCUCUCAACUAAUGCAAUGAAAGCACAAUUUCAAGCUCUGCAACGACGUACAGAGAGUGAAAGUAGGUUAGCUGCAACUCAAGAUAUGAAGAAGCCUUAGUCAGUUUUCUGAGAUUUAUAAAGACAUCUAUAGGCCCAGAGUCUGUGCGCAUUUUUCUCUGAGCCACGUUGUUUAAAAUGAAAGUCGUUUUGGAUGAGAAUGAACUGUGACCGUGCGUAAUGGUUCCAAAUGGAUGUGUAAGAAAUAAAGGGAAGUUAUGCGGACGUUUUUUCGUACACGUUUUAUGUAUUAUGUGUAUCCUUUAAUGAAUACUGGCAUAAAUAUGCCAUUUUAAUUAGACUGCAAGAAAAUAAUAAUAUGCACCACGAGUGUUAGUUAAUGCAGUAUUAUGUUUAUAAGGCAUUUUAUCCCCUCUUUUUAACGGAGUGACUUGUGUUUAUCCAGAAGCAUUUGGUUUUACUCUAAAAACAAGCGGGUGGAACUGAAAG
Messenger RNA from Mugil cephalus (flathead mullet), 1930 nucleotides. RefSeq names its product NK2 homeobox 3 (gene nkx2.3). NCBI's taxonomy places the organism in Eukaryota, Metazoa, Chordata, Actinopteri, Mugiliformes, Mugilidae. Gene Ontology annotation, biological process: regulation of transcription by RNA polymerase II; cell differentiation. The record is from RefSeq and is a predicted model, not a curated record. Bases 348 to 1376 code for a protein of 342 amino acids. Gene Ontology annotation, molecular function: RNA polymerase II cis-regulatory region sequence-specific DNA binding; DNA-binding transcription factor activity, RNA polymerase II-specific. Gene Ontology annotation, cellular component: nucleus. The transcript has 2 exons.